UUUCAUAGAUAGGCGAUAAACACAAGAAAUUAUUCGCGAUAGCAUGAGAGUUUAUAAAAGAAGUGGAUUUUGAAUAACUAUAAUCAGUUAAAUUUCAAACGUUGUAUUAAAUAAAAGGUGAUAUAAUAAUCUUAAAAGAAAAUUCCAACAAUGAAGGAAAUAUUUAUUUUUGCUGUUGUAAUAGCAGCUGUCGGGGCAUAUGAGCCAGGUGAAGAGCCAUUACUGCCAGUGCCUACAAAAUGUCCAGAAACUAAUGGAAAUGUUGCAGUUCACAUUGCGAAUGAAUAUGAUUGUACAAAGUUUUACAAAUGUAACUAUGGCCUCGAAGUUCCAAUGGAUUGUCCCUAUAGUGAUCUAAUUAAUGGCUAUUUGCACUUCAAUAAAGAACUGCAAGUUUGUGACUGGCCUUGGAGUGCUGGUUGCGAAGAAUUACCGCAAAAACCGCCUAAUAAACCAACAAUCACGUCUACAACAACGACUACAACUACAACAACUACCAAAAAACCAACGACUACAUCUACAACAACAACUACUAAGAAACCAACCACCACAUCUACAACAACAACUACCAAAAAACCUACAACCACAUCCACAACAACAACGACUGAGAAACCAACCACCACAUCUACAACAACUACCAAAAAACCUACAACCACAUCCACAACAACAACGACUGAGAAACCAGUAACACCUGAAGUACCAGAAGUAAAUGAAAAAUGCCCCAAAGGACAAGGAGCAAGCAGCAUUAAACUUCCUGACAAAACGAAUUGUAAGAAUUAUUAUGUUUGCCAUGAAGAUGGCACUUCACAUAACGAACAAUGUGAUGAAGACUUUUUCUUCGAUCCAGAAACCAGAAUGUGUGAUUUUGACGAGGAUGGAACGCACUGUCCACAAAAGCCAACAAUAACAUUAUCAUCAACACCAAAACCAAAUACCAAUCAUAAAUGUCCAGAAGUUGAUGAUCCAAAGAAACCAACAGUUCUCCCUCAUGAAUGUCAAUGCCACAUAUAUUUUGUCUGCAAAAAUGGCAAAAAAGUUGAAGAGUUCUGUCCUAAUGAAAAACGCUUUGACAUUAAAACAAGAAAAUGUCUACCAAAGUCAGAAGCUACAUGUGGCAAUUCACAUGAAGGACAAACAACUUCGACCACUGAAAAUCAACCAAAACCAACAACCGACUUAUACUCGUUCUUGAAAAUGUUUCGUUGGGAAAAAAUAUAUUGCUUUGCUGUCAUCAUAGCAGCAGUGACAACAGUCAACGCAUAUUAUCCAGGCGAUACACCAAUAAUACCAAUACCAAAGAAAUGUCCAAAAGACAAUUCAGGCGACGCAGUACAUAUUGCACACGAAUAUGAUUGUACAAAAUUCUACAAAUGCGAUUGGGGACGUAAAGUUUUGCAAUACUGUCCGUAUAUGAAUGAAAACAAGGAUCGUCUACAUUUCAACAGAGUGUUGCAAGUCUGUGAUUGGCCAUGGGAUGCCGGAUGUGAAGGACACGAUCCUGUAACUGAUGAUCCAGUAACAGAUGACCCAGUAACUGAUGAUCCAAUAACUGAUGAUCCAAUAACUGAUGAUCCAAUAACAGAUGAUCCAAUAACAGAUGACCCAAUAACAACAACAACUGAAGAAGUUACCGAAACACCCACGGACGAUUUUUACACACCAUCGACAACAACAGGAACAACACCUCCUCUCGACGAAUGUCCUAUAGGAGUCCCUGGCACAGCAAUACCUGAUAAAACAGAUUGUAGAAGUUACUACGUCUGUCAUGCUGAUGGCAGUUCGCAUAAGGAAACAUGCCAGGGCGAUGAUGUCUUUGAUCCAAGAAUCGGAAUGUGUGAUUAUGACGAUGGAACAAUUUGUCACGAUGGUACAACACCGUUACCAACAACAACAACAACUACAACAGAGGAACCGGAACCAGAACCAGAACCAGAACCCGAAUGUCCAGAUGUUGAUGAUCCUGAUUAUCCUGUAUUACACCCUCAUGAAUGUCAAUGUCAUAUUUACUAUGUUUGCGAAAAUGGUAAAGCAUUUAAGAAAUAUUGUCCUGUAGGAAUGGGCUUUGAUGUCCAUCUGCAACGUUGUCUUCCAAUGUCAAUAGUUCAUUGUGCCCAACCUGAUGACGACGACGAUGAUGAUGAUGACACGUCUAUUGUAAUUGCUAAUCAACCUUCGAAUAAUGAAGAUACAUCGAAGGAUACAUCAUUUUUUUUGAAACUCUUCCAUUGGGAUAAAUUCACAAUCAUGAAAAGUCUUUUGAUUAGUUUAGUGGUGUGUAUGGUGAUACUAAUUGUUCACGCUGACGAUAAUCCAAUCAAACCCAUUCCAAAAGAUUGCCCCAAAAAAGACAGUCUAGAUUAUACUGUUCACAUUGCUCACGAAAAGGAUUGUUCUAGAUUUUACAAAUGUCAGGCUGGAAAGAAAGUACCAAAGGAAGGUUUACUUUGCCCAAAAAUGAAAAAUGGCCUUCGAUUACAUUUCAAUCCAUUGCUUCAAGUUUGUGAUUGGCCAGCUAAUGUUAAAUGUUCACUGCCAGUAAAACCAAUGGCUGACGAAUUACCCGAAAGUGAAGAUUUGACAGAUGAAUUACUUGAAGAUGAUGAUGCUGAUGAUGAUCUUGAGGAAUUAUUCCUGUCAAUAGCCUGCCUCCUUGUGGCUGGAGCGUCAUCAUCAUUAGCCUCAGAGGAAAUAGAAACACAAGGAGUAAGUGAUUGGCAAAAUCCAAUGUGGUGCAAGGGAUCAUGCCCACUAACAGAUCCCAUAGAUCAUACAGUACUUUUAAAUCACUGGGAUUGUGACAAAUAUUGUGCUUGCAAUCAUGGACGACCAAUAGUGAAUAUUUGUCCUGCUGGUUUAUUUUUCAAUUCAAAAUUACAAACUUGCGAUUUUCCUGAAAGUGCAGAUUGCCAUAAUUUAGAAUUCUUAAAUGAAAUUAUUGAGGCCGAAGAUGUACUUGUUGAGACAGUAACUCCAAGUUGGCAAAAUCCAAGCACAUGUAAACGGAAAUGCCCAGAUAUAGACGAUCCACACAAAGUAACUCUUUUGGAAAAUAAAAAUUGCACUACAUUCUGUAUGUGCCAUAUGGGAACCCCAUAUGUCAAAGAAUGCCCCAAGGGACUUAUUUUCAGUCAUAGUCAUCAAACAUGUUCGUGGCCAUAUCUUGUCACCUGUCCUCAAAUUAAUUAAUUAAUUAAUUAAUUAAUAUUAAUUCAUAAUAUUUCUUUUUGUAAUCGCACUAAAAUUAUUUACAUUCUUACAAAUUGUAAAUUUUUAAUAAACAUUUUUAUAAAAUAA
This is a messenger RNA of Leptopilina heterotoma, 3294 nucleotides long. RefSeq lists its product as uncharacterized. The record is from RefSeq and is a predicted model, not a curated record. Gene Ontology annotation, cellular component: extracellular region. The transcript is spliced from 6 exons. The coding region runs from base 151 to 3186 and encodes 1011 amino acids. NCBI's taxonomy places the organism in Eukaryota, Metazoa, Arthropoda, Insecta, Hymenoptera, Figitidae. Gene Ontology annotation, molecular function: chitin binding.